AAAGCCGAAGCAAAAAAACCCCAAAAAAAAAAAAAAAAAACAGAGCAAAGCAAAGCAAACAAUGGGCUCCUCCUCCCAACUCUCACUCUCUCCUUCUCUUGGCUUCUCUACUACCCAUUAUGUUUUGAUAUGCAUAAUCUCUCUCUCUCUACAAUCGCAACCAGUUCUUUCUCAAUGCAAGAACCCCCCAGUCAUCUUCAACUUCGGGGAUUCCAACUCCGACACCGGGGGCCUCGUCGCUGGACUCGGAUUCCCAGUCAAUCCGCCCAACGGCCGCACUUUCUUCGGCACAUCGACCGGUCGCCUCUCCGAUGGACGCCUUGUCCUCGAUCUCCUCUGCCAAAGCGUGAACACGAGCUUUUUGAGGCCAUACCUAGACUCGCUGGGAACCACGUUCACAAAUGGUGCCAAUUUUGCGGUGGUGGGGUCCUCUACUCUCCCUAAAUACCUACCUUUUGCAUUGAAUAUUCAAGUCAUGCAGUUCCUUCAUUUCAAAGCUCGCUCCAAUCAACUUGUUACUGCAGGUUUCAAAAAUUUGAUCAAUGAUGAAGGGUUCAACAGUGCACUGUAUAUGAUUGAUAUUGGACAGAAUGACAUUGCUGAUUCAUUCACUCGGAAUCUCUCAUAUGUGCAAGUUAUCAAAAGGAUCCCAUCCAUAAUUAUAGAGAUCAAGAAUGCUGUGAAGGCUAUAUAUGGUCAAGGUGGCAGAAAAUUUUGGAUUCACAACACUGGACCCUUGGGUUGUCUUCCCCAAAAACUUUCGAUGGUUCAAAGACGUCCCAACGAUGUUGAUCCCUACGGAUGCCUUUCUAGUUACAAUGCUGCUGCAAGAAUAUUCAAUGAAGGAUUGCGCCAUUUAUGCGAGGAAAUGAGAUCUGAAAUGGUGGAUGCUACUAUUGUGUAUGUAGAUAUAUAUUCCAUCAAGUAUGACCUCAUUGCCAACUAUACCAAACAUGGUUUCUCAAAACCAUUGAUGGCUUGUUGUGGCUUUGGAGGACCUCCAUACAAUUAUAAUAUCAAGGUGCCAUGUGGUCAGCCCGGUUACCAGGUCUGCAGUGAUGGAUCUCAAUAUAUAUAUUGGGACGGUAUUCAUCACACGGAAGCAGCAAACACCAUUAUAGCCUCGAAAAUACAGUCCAUGGCUUAUUCAACUCCACGCACUUCAUUUGAUUUCUUUUGCCAUGGAUGAUUGAUCCUCCUUGAGAAAAUAUGCAUGUAAGUUUAUUUCUAUGAGGAGAUCUCUAAUAACCCAGUAGUGUCUCAUGCUUAUUAUAAACAUUUAGUUGAGAUCAUGUUGAGCUUCUGUUCAGUACUAUUAACAGACCAAGAAGGUUUAGUCUGUUAAAAGGCUGUCAAGAGUAGUGUGAAUGUGUGAUGUUUGAACUUGUUCUUUGGACAGUUUCCCAUUUUUUGGUGGUAGUAAAUUAUUAUUAGAAAAUUUUGGCUUA
Messenger RNA from Camellia sinensis, 1448 nucleotides. Its product is annotated as GDSL esterase/lipase At1g09390. Gene Ontology annotation, molecular function: hydrolase activity, acting on ester bonds. Gene Ontology annotation, cellular component: chloroplast stroma. The record is from RefSeq and is a predicted model, not a curated record. NCBI's taxonomy places the organism in Eukaryota, Viridiplantae, Streptophyta, Magnoliopsida, Ericales, Theaceae.